Messenger RNA from Cucumis melo (muskmelon), 827 nucleotides. RefSeq lists its product as uncharacterized. NCBI's taxonomy places the organism in Eukaryota, Viridiplantae, Streptophyta, Magnoliopsida, Cucurbitales, Cucurbitaceae. The transcript is spliced from 2 exons. The coding region runs from base 73 to 645 and encodes 190 amino acids. The record is from RefSeq and is a predicted model, not a curated record.
UUAUACUAUAUAUAUAUAUAUAUAUAGUUUUGUUACUUUUCCUUCGCCCUCCAUGUUGAUUUGAGGUCUCUAAUGGCAUGCUUAGACAUGUACAACUCCGACCAUAAGUCCCUCCACCGCCGUGCUCCGGCUACCAGCCCUAGAAUCUCUUUCUCGAGUGACUUCGUUGACAUCCAACAGUCCCUCAAAUACCAAGAGCAACGCUCCGCAGCUCCUCCCGUCUCGUCCUCCUCUGAUUUCGAAUUCUCCGUCUCCAACUACAAUAUGAUGACGGCCGAUGAGCUUUUCUUCGAGGGUCGUCUUCUCCCUUAUAAGGACUCCAAUAGAACGGUUACUACUCUUAGAGAAGAACUUCUCGUUGAGGAAGAGGAGGGAGACGACGAAGACGAUAAUGACGACGCUUCACAACGCCCUACGUCUAGGCCGGGCCGAUGGAAGGGCUUUCUUGGCUUGAAAAAGUCUCACAAUAAUAAUGCUUCCAAGAAAGGGUGCAGAAACGAUGGCUCUAGCGGCAGCCGUGAUGUCAGCGGUGGCAAAAGGCCGUUCGGUUGGUCGUCCUCUUCGUCUAGUACGAGGGCAAACUCUUCCCAACAGGUACAAAAUGAAGGAGGAUCGAGUUGCAAAGAUGUGGAGAUUGAUUUCUAGAGAAAGGGAGAAGCCAAGUUUUAGUUAAAAGUUGAAAAAGGAAUGUAGAGAGCCUUCUUGUUCAUUCGGUUCUUUUUCUUUCUUUCUUUCUUUCUUUCUUUCUUUCUUUCUCUUUUUCAAAUUGUUAAAUUAACCAUUUAGAUUUUUGUGUUGUAUGAUCAAUGCUAAUGUUCUUUGUUUUU